Cynoglossus semilaevis (tongue sole) is the source of this 2505-nucleotide messenger RNA. RefSeq names its product mitochondrial poly(A) polymerase (gene mtpap). Gene Ontology annotation, molecular function: poly(A) RNA polymerase activity. Gene Ontology annotation, biological process: RNA 3'-end processing. Gene Ontology annotation, cellular component: mitochondrion. The transcript has 9 exons. The coding region runs from base 28 to 1719 and encodes 563 amino acids. The record is from RefSeq and is a predicted model, not a curated record. NCBI's taxonomy places the organism in Eukaryota, Metazoa, Chordata, Actinopteri, Pleuronectiformes, Cynoglossidae.
GCGUGUUUUGGCUUCAUCGAAAUAACUAUGGCGUCCUCCAUUGCGGUAUGCAGGGUACAUAUGAGCCUGCUUAAUAAACUUCACAAGAUUGAAACGUUGCUCUGCAGGGGUGUCAAAACACAGCACACUGCUGCUGCUGCUCAGAUGAAAACGGUUAAUAAAGUAAAACAUGAUGAGAAGGAAAAGGAAGGAGGAAAGUCACUGUACGACGUUCAGGUGGAGAGACAACAGCAAGCAGAGCGAUCUGUUCUUAUCAGUUGCCCCUCCAGAACCAAUAAAGAAAGGUUCCUCAAGCAUCUAUUAAAAUAUGGAGAUAUCAAGACACACUUCUUCUAUGAAAGUAUUGGCGUGUAUGCUGUUGUCGAGUUUUCCAGCAAGGAAGGCGUUGCAUCGAUACUAGAAAGGGCUUCCAUCCCAAGUGUUUCCCAUGAGUCAAUGGUGCCUUUUAAAUCGAGAGUACUUUCCCUGAGGAACCUAGACAAAAUAUCUAACCAGCAGUCAAGCAUACAACUCCAGCCGCAAUCCUCUGCGUCCACCAAUGAGCUCAUACAGAGACUGUCCAGAGAAAAGAGUUUUGACCAACAGAUCACCUCUCUGGCAGAAUCCUAUCAGCUCACAGAGGAGAACACCAGGCUGCGAUUUCUUGUCUGCUCUCUGCUUAAGGAUGUCGCGGCUCCUUUUUUCCCAGAAUGCACCAUCAAGCCUUUCGGCUCCUCUGUGAACGGGUUUGGGAAGAUGGGCUGUGACCUGGACAUGUUUUUGGAUCUAGAUGGUAUCAGUGGAAGAAAAGUAAAACAGCCUAAAUUAGGUCUUUCCCUCGAGUACCAGAUGAAGAUGGUGAACACUGAGCGCCGCGUCACCCAGAGCAUUUUGUCUGUCAUUGGAGAGUGUUUGAUCCAGUUUGGGCCUGGCUGCGAAGGGGUGCAGAAAAUCCUCAAUGCCCGAUGCCCUCUAGUCCGUUUCAACCAUCAACCGUCUGGUCUUCAGUGUGACCUCACAGCCAACAACAGGGUGGCGAUGAAGAGCACAGAGUUGCUACAUCUCUACAGUGAGCUGGAUCCACGUGUGCGCCAGCUCGUGUUCACCGUGCGCUGCUGGGCCAGAACGCAUGGAAUCACCAGUAAAAUACCGGGGGCGUGGAUCACUAACUUCUCCCUUACAAUGAUGGUGCUGUUCUUCCUGCAGAAGAGGAGCCCACCCAUCAUCCCUACACUGGACCAGCUCAGAGACCUUGCAGAUCCCGAGGACAAAUGUAAUAUUGAAGGAAAUGACUGCACGUUCGUCAGCAUCCCCAGCAAGAUCCAGCUCAAGGGGAACACAGAAACGAUGGAGAAUCUGCUAGGUGAAUUCUUUGAGUUCUACGGCACGUUUUCUUAUACCAACAUGUCCAUAAACAUCAGGAAGGGCAAAGAGCAGAACAAACCAGAAGUCUCUCCGCUGCACAUCCAGAACCCGUUUGAAAUAUCGCUAAAUGUCGCCAAGAAUGUCAAUGCGUCGCAACUCGAGCGCUUCGUGUCCCUGUGUCGGGAGAGCGCCUGGCUCCUUCAGCAUGCCCAUGACAAAUCACCGAGCAGCCUCAGUGGCAGUGGCGGCCCCCAACCCUGGGGACUAGCCACUCUCCUUCAGCCCUCACAGAUUGCAGCAAUCAAAAGACGCACAAGGACGAGCCAAGGACCUGUUCGUCAGACGUUGAAGAGCUGGGUCGAAUCGUUGAAGUAGAAUAAAAGAGCCGUGGAUGGAGCAGAGACACUUCCUGGAAUCUAAAAAAAAAACAAACAACCAAAACCGUCAGGCGGUCAUCUUCACAACAUGUUUAUAUCAAGUGAACUGGCGUUUCUAUAUGAUUUGGGCUGUAGUUCCCAACAUGAACACUAGAGUGUGAUACAGCGGCUGCUUUGAACAUACAGUACAAGGGACCCUAUAAUCAGGGAGUGGUUAGUGACUUCACUGAAGAAUCGGACUCUGUGGAAGUUACAAUAAUGAGUCAAACCAGAUGUUGAUAUAAAAAAAACUGUAGCUGAUUUUCAUUUUAUAUCAAAUCAGUGUCAUUAAAAAUACAAAAUUGAAGAACUAUAUAUAUGUACAUAUAUGUAUACAUAAAUAUACUGUAUAUAGAUAUACAGUAUAUACAUGUUGUGAGACGUUAGUUUUAAUACCAGUAACUGAGGAAACAACUUUAUGCACACCACAUCUACUUUAACUAAACACCUCUUCAAAUACUACUACACCUUGUUGGUGGCCCAUUGAUCAACAUUCUUAUUUGACCUGCUGGACAAUGAAAAAUGUUCGAAUUCAUUCAGCUGCUGCAGCCGGGGGGGUCAGUGAGAGGAUCAUCUGCCUCCAUUUCACCCUAUUUCCUGCCUAAUCUACUGUUACACCAAUAAUCCCCAUGUCCUCUAUUACCACAUCCAUAAAACCUCUCUUCUCUUUUGGUCCGUUCCCCGGCAUCCUUUGUCCGACAUCUUCGCUGUCUCUCAUCUGCACUAAAGUAAUGUUUUUGAGUCA